AUGCUGCACAUCUAUCCCUCAAUUAUUUCAAACUCACAAAAUCUUUCCAAAAGCAACUGCCAGUACCAUAAAAUAUUCAAGGAGAUCAGCAAAGAGGAGCAGCUCCGACAGAGUUACACCUGCGCCCUGCAGAAAGACAUGCUCUAUCAGGGACGGAUGUUCGUCUCCGACCACUGGAUCUGCUUCCAUUCUAAGGUGUUUGGCAGAGACACAAAGAUCGCCAUCCCCGUCACCUCCAUCACCAACAUCAAGAAGACCAAAACCGCCAUCCUGGUGCCCAACGCCCUGGUGGUCGCCACCGCCAACGACAGGGAGAAGAGUCCGUGCAGCAGCCCCAUCCCGUCCUCAGCUGAGCACAGCUUCAGGGGUCAAAGGUCGCCGCUGGUGUCUCGCUUUCCCCUGACGCCCGACGACGACAAGCUAGCAGGCUUCCCGGCCACCCCCCUCCUGGACGUCCUGGCCCACUCAGACAAAGCAGCGCCUCCUCCUGAGCAGCAGCUCAGAGCCCGGCAGCAGCAGCUGAACCAGCAGAGCCCGGAGAAGAGCCUCACUGGUUCAGAGGUGAUGAUCAACAGCAGAGUCCUGAGGCCCAUUUCUCUCAGCACCCUGCUCAUCGUCUACAUGUUUCUGGUGUGUGUUUUGGUUCUGUCCUCCUGUUUUCUGGCCUUUAAGAUCGUGUCUUUGGAGCAGAAGCUGCAGACGCUGGGCUCCGUCAGCGACUUCACACACAACGUAAACGGGCUUCUGUCUGGGGGCGCUGACCUGAACACAGAGAUCUUCUCCGAGGUGCUGACCAUCAACCUGCUGAAGCUGGAGCGGGUGCAGAAAAACCUGCAGAGGCUGCUGGAGGAGGCCGACUGA
Menidia menidia (Atlantic silverside) is the source of this 861-nucleotide messenger RNA. NCBI's taxonomy places the organism in Eukaryota, Metazoa, Chordata, Actinopteri, Atheriniformes, Atherinopsidae. The record is from the annotation of a GenBank genome assembly.